CAGCAGUCAAGGCGGCCCGACACCACCCGCGACCAACGACGCGAUGCUCAGCUGAUGCGCCGGCUGGGCUACACACACGCCGCCAUCAGCGCGGAGCUCAACCUGUCUCUCAGCCAGGUCCAGUACGCCCUUUCGCACACGGAGACGCCCAUCACGCGGCCCGGGCGGCCCAGCAAGCUCACGGAGGCGCAGGUCCAGGAGCUCAAGGCGUUUAUGGAGGCUUCCAAGGAGAACGAGCUGAUGCCCUUUGGCAAGAUUCCGCAGGCGCUCGGAUGGGACGUGGGCGAGUACUGUAUCCGCCACACGCUGCGGAAGCUGGGCUAU
Molecule: messenger RNA, 324 nt
Organism: Trichoderma asperellum CBS 433.97
Lineage: Eukaryota; Fungi; Ascomycota; Sordariomycetes; Hypocreales; Hypocreaceae
Source: RefSeq, a predicted model, not a curated record